AUGUCUGAACAUAUUGAUACAACUCGACUUCAAUCGGAUCUUCGUUAUCGUUUUGAUUAUCUAUCAAAAUUUCUUAAUUUUACAAAAGAAGAUAUCACUCUACUUAAUUCAUUAGCACCCAUUAUAUUUCCACAAAUAAAAUUUAUAACCGAACAAAUUUAUAAUAAAUUAUAUUCAUUUGAUGUAAUAAAAAAAUACUUUCUUCUUCGAAAUAAUGAUUUCGAAAGUUUUUCACGUGAAGAAGAAACAAAUACAACUGUUAUAUCAGCACAAACUGAUUUUCGUAAAGAUAUGUUAAGUGUGUAUUUAAAGAAAAUUUUUAUUCAAACCGAAUGGAAUGAUAUAUUUCUUCAAUAUUUAUCACAAAUUGGUGAAAUACAUACCGAAUCUGAUCAUACAGAAUCAACGAAUGUUGAUUAUAUACAUGUUAAUAUGUUACUUGGAUAUUUAGAAAGUCUAUUAUUUGAUAUUAUAUGGAAGGAAGAAAGUUUUGAUAAUACAAAGAAACGUUUAAGUAUACGAACAAUAAAUAAAGUUUUUCGAAUACAAAAUGAUUUUUUUGCAAUGCAUUAUGGAUUUUCACUUGAACAAGGUAUAAAUCAAAAUACUCCAUUAAAAAAACAAACAAAAUGUUUAUUUAAAUAA
This is a messenger RNA of Adineta steineri, 645 nucleotides long. The record is from the annotation of a GenBank genome assembly. NCBI's taxonomy places the organism in Eukaryota, Metazoa, Rotifera, Eurotatoria, Adinetida, Adinetidae.